UUACAGAUACCUGUAGACCUUUUUAUCAUAUACAACCUCUACACCCUGUGGGAGUACCUUCGAACCGGCCUCUCAACCAGGGCAUGGUGGAACAAUCAAAGAAUGUUGAGAGUAACAGCCAUGAGUGCAUGGUUGCUCGGAACUUUCAGUGUUAUACUGAAGCUCUUAGGACUAUCAGACACAGUGUUUGAAGUAACCCAAAAGGACCAGUCAACUGGCAAUGACGACAACGAAGCUAAUGCCGGAAGGUUCACAUUCGACGAGUCCCCAAUUUUCAUACCCGGCACCACUGUUUUGUUGGUGAAUUUGACAGCGUUGGCCGUCAGAUUGUUAGGGUUCCGAUUGGUGGCUAGCAGUGGAGAUGGGUCAGGGGUAGGGGAGGUCAUGUGUAGUGUGUAUGUAGUGUUGUGCUUCUGGUCAUAUUUGAAAGGGCUAUUCGGGAAAGGGAAGUACAGGAUUCCCUUAUCCACCAUAUUCAAGUCAGGGGCCUUGGUAUUAUUGUUUGUGCACUUGUGUAAAUGGACCUCAAUGGGUUGAGCUUUAAGAAGGAAUUGAGUCUUGAAUGAAACUUACUGUUACCAUCCAUUUAUCUAAUGAAAUUAUUGUUUUGCCCUUAAAAAUUAUAAGACGGGCUUUGUAGAACUGCA
Camellia sinensis is the source of this 647-nucleotide messenger RNA. Lineage: Eukaryota; Viridiplantae; Streptophyta; Magnoliopsida; Ericales; Theaceae. The record is from RefSeq and is a predicted model, not a curated record.